Messenger RNA from Klebsormidium nitens, 1523 nucleotides. The record is from the annotation of a GenBank genome assembly. Lineage: Eukaryota; Viridiplantae; Streptophyta; Klebsormidiophyceae; Klebsormidiales; Klebsormidiaceae.
CUCCACUUUCCAAAUUCCAGUUGAACAGCAAGAAAAGGGGCGCCACAGAGAGGGCGGCAGGGGCAACAGAGGGCGGCUGGUAUCGUGAAGGGUGUGAGCCUCUUUCAUCGUCACCCAAAGCUAAGAAUCGCAGGCAGUUCGCGUGUUUUGGCAAUUGAAGGCGGUCACCAUGUUGGCCCGGCGGUUGCUGAGUAACCAGGGGAUCGGCGCUGCGCUGAAGCAGGCUGCCGCCGGCGCGUUGCAUCCAGUGAAGGUCAUCUCCACCAGCGCGGUAGUCAGCGCCCCUGAGCAGGCGACUGUUGGGACCGGCAAGCACAAGGAGCCGAGCCUAAAGAAGGUGCAGAUAUACCGAUGGGACCCCGCAAAGGGCGAGAAGCCGUACAUGAAGGAAUACACGGUGGACACCAACGCGUGCGGGCCGAUGAUGUUGGACGUGCUGAUCAAAAUUAAAAACGAGCAGGACCAGAGCCUAACAUUCCGGAGGUCAUGCAGGGAGGGGAUUUGCGGUUCAUGCGCGAUGAACAUCAACGGUGGGAACACUCUUGCGUGUCUCUGCAAGGUGGACCCGAACCCGGCCGAUGUUGCCAGGAUCUCCCCGCUGCCCCAUAUGUUUGUGGUCAAGGAUCUUGUUGUGGACAUGACCAACUUCUACAACCAGUACAAGUCGAUCGAGCCGUGGCUGAAAACCAAGAAGGCUCCGAAGGACAACAAGGAGCACUUCCAAACGAAGGGGGACAGGGACAGGCUGGACGGAUUGUAUGAGUGCAUCCUUUGCGCAUGCUGCAGCACGUCAUGCCCGAGCUAUUGGUGGAACCCGGAGAAGUUCCUGGGGCCGGCCGCUCUUAUCCAGUCAUACAGAUGGAUUGCCGACACUAGGGAUGAUUUCACAAUGGAAAGGGUGGAGGCGCUUGUGGAUCCAUUCAAGCUCUACCGCUGCCACACCAUCAUGAACUGUGCACGGACAUGCCCCAAGGGCCUGAGUCCAGGAAAAGCCAUUUCCAAAAUCAAGAAGCUGGUGGCCGGUUUCCCUGUGGAGAAUUCAGGGAGGUCUGCACCUUAAGAGAGGGCUCGCCUUGUGAUUCUUAAGGCUCUGAGGACAUUCAAAAAGGUAAAAUUCAGCUGUACAUUAAGCACAUAAACUGAAACCAUGCUUUUUGGGAAGACAAUACAAGGCCUAUUCUGAUUGAAGAAAAAUAGUGGUGAUUACAAAUACACCCGUCACGAUCGUGGUCCAGUUCCACUGCUCUGCCUGCCAUGGCAACAAUCGUUUCAAUACACCGGCGUUCUCAAGAUUGUUUCAGCUCAACUCUAAGAGGUUCAAUGUAUCGAGGUUAUUGCUUGGCUCAGGUGUGUAGUCACCGAUUAUCAUCCAUUUUUUUGGUUUUCAGUCCUGUCAUUAACGUUAUGUCGAUCCUAAGCAUAUCUCUAGAUACACUAAGCUACACUGCAUUUAUUUAGAGCUUGCCUCAAGCACAGAUUUAAAGAAUUGCACCAGAGUAUGUUCAAAAAGAUGUAAGGCGGCG